CUGGUUGUUAUCGAGUUGCCAAGGUUGAUCAAAGGAAACCAUAUCAUCAAUUUGGAUGGUCCAGGUGUGCUGCCGACUUUGCAUUAUUAGGUACCAAGUAUAGCAGAGUCGUGUGCUCGCCUGCUAUCUUAUACAACAACUUGGUCCAACCCGCGCAUGCAACCUCCCAACACCCCGCAAAAUCCGUAGGAAGAUACGCCCAAUCACCGAUCAAGCAGACAACCCGCCAAGAUGUUGUCUAUUCUGCGCAAAGCCCGGUUGAAGGACAAGGAGAUGCGAAUUCUCAUGCUCGGUCUCGACAACGCCGGCAAGACGACCAUCGUCAAACAAGUCAUGAAAGAGGAUGUCACCACCGUCAGUCCCACGUUGGGCUUCAUCAUUAAGACCAUCGAAUUCCAAGGAUACCGUCUCAACAUCUGGGACGUCGGAGGCCAGAAAACGCUUCGUUCUUACUGGAAGAAUUAUUUCGAGAAGACUGAUACCCUGGUCUGGGUGGUUGAUGCGACCGACCGCCUACGCGUGGACGACUGUCGAACCGAACUGGCGGGUUUGCUUUUGGAAGAGCGCUUGAUGGGGGCGAGUCUGUUGAUUUUUCUCAAUAAAACUGAUGUUGAUGGGUGUAUGACUGAGGAAGAGGUUCGCGAGCGAUUGAGCUUGGACUCUAUCAAAACACACAAAUGGACGAUAUUGCCCUGCAGUGCAAUGACAGGCAGAAAUUUGCAUGAGGGGUUGGAUUGGGUGGUGCAAGAUGCCAAGGAUCGACUCUUUUUAUACUAGGUUAGCUAGCUAGAUUGCCCAAUUUGCGCUUCGCCGAUGAUCACGAUGGGGAAAAGAAAAAUACCCUCGAUCUUUGAUUUCAGAUAAUACCAUGAGUACUAAGUUAGGACUUCAAUUGGUCUACCGAG
Aspergillus uvarum CBS 121591 is the source of this 905-nucleotide messenger RNA. Its product is annotated as ADP-ribosylation factor-like protein 2. Gene Ontology annotation, molecular function: GTPase activity; GTP binding. Gene Ontology annotation, biological process: protein folding. The transcript has 6 exons. NCBI's taxonomy places the organism in Eukaryota, Fungi, Ascomycota, Eurotiomycetes, Eurotiales, Aspergillaceae. Gene Ontology annotation, cellular component: microtubule cytoskeleton; cytoplasm. The record is from RefSeq and is a predicted model, not a curated record. The coding region runs from base 232 to 777 and encodes 181 amino acids.